This is a messenger RNA of Cucumis melo (muskmelon), 2062 nucleotides long. Its product is annotated as sodium/hydrogen exchanger 4. The transcript has 14 exons. Lineage: Eukaryota; Viridiplantae; Streptophyta; Magnoliopsida; Cucurbitales; Cucurbitaceae. The coding region runs from base 49 to 1638 and encodes 529 amino acids. The record is from RefSeq and is a predicted model, not a curated record. Gene Ontology annotation, cellular component: membrane. Gene Ontology annotation, biological process: regulation of pH; sodium ion transport; proton transmembrane transport. Gene Ontology annotation, molecular function: sodium:proton antiporter activity.
UGCCAUUCACUAAACUCACUACGCCCAGAAUCAUAAAAUUUGAAGCAAAUGGAAUUUUUCGAAACGGUGAAAAACAUCGGCAGCGAUCAUGCCCUGGUCGUCCCCUUGACGUUCUUCGUCGCCGUUCUCUGUUUUUGUUUGGUUAUUGGCCACUUGCUUGAAGAAAAUCGAUGGGUCAAUGAAUCAAUCACCGCCAUUAUCAUCGGAGUUGUUACUGGAACGAUCAUAUUGGUCUGCAGCAAGGGGAAAAAUUCUCAUAUCCUAACUUUUAAUGAAGAAGUAUUUUUCAUAUAUCUUCUUCCACCAAUAAUUUUCAAUGCUGGAUUUCAAGUUAAAAAGAAGCAGUUCUUCCAUAACUUCUUGACCAUUAUGCUGUUUGGGGUGAUUGGUGUUUUUAUAUCUGCAUCUAUUAUCACCGCUGGCAGCCAGUGGCUGUUCCCGAAAAUGGGCUUUCAUGGUCUGUCUGCACGGGACUAUGUUGCUAUAGGCGCUAUUUUUUCAUCCACAGACACAGUAUGCACCCUGCAGGUUUUGCACCAAGAGGAAACACCUUUACUCUACAGCCUAGUCUUUGGGGAAGGAGUAGUGAAUGAUGCAACAUCAGUUGUUCUCUUCAAUGCAGUCCAGAAGAUUGAUAUCAGUAGGCUUAACAGCAAGACAGCCCUCCAUCUUUUUGGAGAUUUUUGUUACUUAUUUUCAACUAGCACUGUCCUUGGAGUGACCACUGGGCUUCUAACAUCAUAUAUCCUGAAAACCUUAUAUUUUGGGAGACAUUCAAGUGUGCGUGAGCUUGCGAUAAUGGUUUUAAUGGCUUACCUAUCGUACAUGCUAGCAGAGUUACUGGAGUUGAGUGGAAUACUCACAGUUUUCUUUUGUGGGAUUAUCAUGUCGCACUAUGCAUGGCAUAAUGUGACUGAUAGUUCAAGAAUUACCACCAGGCAUGUAUUUGCAAUGAUGUCGUUUGUUGCUGAAACUGCAAUAUUUCUUUAUGUGGGCAUGGAUGCUCUUGACAUUGAGAAGUGGAAGAUAACUAAAUUAAGCUUGUGGAAGUUGCUUGGCACAUACACCAUCAUAGUUUUUUUGGUAUUGGUUGGUCGUGCGGCCUUUGUAUUUCCUCUAUCUGCCAUAUCUAAUUACUUCAUUAAACGUGAAGAUAGAUCGUCAUCGCCUUCUAUGAUCUCAUUUAAACAACAGAUCAUUAUAUGGUGGGCUGGAUUGAUGAGAGGAGCUGUCUCCAUUGCUCUGGCUUUCAAACAGUUCACAUAUUCCGGGGUUACAGUGGAUCCAAUCCAUGCAACAAUGAUUACCAACACCACAAUUGUUGUACUCUUCACGACAGUGGUAUUUGGAUUUCUAACGAAGCCACUCAUAAGUUGUCUACUUCCUCCCAACCAAGCAAGUAGCAGUGUAAGCAACUCCAGACCAAAGUUCACUGAAGAGGACAUAACUCUCCCUUUGCUUUCCAUGGAAGAGUCUGCUGCGACCAAUGUCCUCCGCGCAAAGGAUAGUUUGUCGAUGUUAAUAGAGAGGCCUGUUUAUACCAUACAUUACUUUUGGAGGAAAUUUGAUGAUUCCUACAUGAGACCUAUAUUUGGGGGACCUCGCCACAACCAACCACCGGGUGGAUCUGGUUGUUAACACAGAACUGCUGGAAGAGCAACUUUGAAUGGUUAAGAACUCUCCUCUCUCUCUCUGUCUCGCACUCUCAGUUUAUAUACAAUCUAUUUCGCUAGAAUAUUCCAAUUCUCGUUGAUCAGUAAAUACGGAGCUGGAAACUUGAUGUUCAGAAUCUUGGAAUGUUGGAAGCAUAAAGGUGUGGUCAUUUUGGUAGUGGAAGGGAGCAUGUAGUGUAAACUGUCGUGCAAGGUUGGGAAACUGAUUGGAUGCAUGUGCUCUUUCUGACCACAUUGUUGCUUUAUUUAGUAGACAAAACUUUGACUCACAUGUAAUAGCAUAUGUUUUUGUAGGGAUCAAGGAACUUUUAUUGCUAAUUGUCUUAUGUAUAGGUACAUACUCGGUUAAAAUACAAUAGAAAUGAACAUUCAUCUAUUUGCACCUACAA